AUGGCCCAGGGGAUACCAAGUGAACUGCUGAUGAACAACACCCUAAUAAGUGAUCUAGCAGAAGUGGCAAAAGAUGCAGCACUUUUACAUGGUGUCCUUCUGAGGAUUAAAGAAUCCCCCAAUUCAUCAGAGGUGGUGACAUAUGCUCCCUUCACACUAUUCCCCACACCUGUACCAAAAGCUCUUUUCCUCCAAGCCAUGGCAGUUCAAACGCAUUACAACACACUGAUGGAUAAGAUUAGCCAGGAUCCAGACUUCCUUCAAGAAGCUCUUGCUAGCACCAUUUCUGUGGAUGAGUUCACUGCAAGGUUGUACAGGAUCCAUCAGCAGGUCCUCAAAAAAGGAAGGUCCCAGUCAAUUGUGUUAGGUCUGAAUCGAUCAGACUACAUGCUGGACCAAAAGGAGGAUGGACCCACAUCUCUGAAACAGAUUGAGAUCAACACCUUUGCUGCUAGUUUUGGUGGCCUUUCCUCACGUAUGCCUGAUGUACACCGACAUAUCCUUAAGGUGGCUGGCCAGUUGAAGGCGAGACAGUGCAUCACUGACAACGACCCUGCAGUUGGUCUGGCCAAAGCUGUGGCAAAGGCCUGGGAGCUCUAUGGAUCAAAGCGGGCGGUUGUUAUGUUCUUGGUGGAGGAGAAACAGAGGAACAUCCUGGAUCAACGUUAUAUUGAAAAUGAGCUGUGGAAAAGGAAUAUUGUCACCAUACGGAAGAGUUUUGAGGAUGUGUCCAAAUCUGGAGAGCUUGAUGACAACAAGCGACUGUUUGUUGAUUGUCAGGAAGUUGCAGUGGUCUACUUCAGGAAUGGCUACAUGCCUCAGAACUACAAGUCUGAACAGGACUGGGAAACUCGCCUGAUGAUGGAGUUCUCUAUGGCUGUGAAAUGUCCAGAUAUCAGCACCCAUCUGGCUGGAACUAAAAAGGUCCAGCAGGUGCUUGCUCAGCCUGGUGUUGUGGAACGGUUCUUCCCUAACCAGCCACAAGUAGUUGAACAAAUUAGGGCCACCUUUGCUGGCCUCUACACUCUGGACAUGGGAGCUGAAGGUGACAAAAGUGUUGCAAUGGCUUUGGCGACACCAGAUCGGUUUGUCUUGAAGCCUCAGCGAGAGGGAGGAGGAAACAACAUUUAUGGACAAGAGAUCUGUGAGGUUUUGAAUAAAGUGAAGAACAGUGCUGAGAGAACAGCCUAUAUUCUGAUGGAUAAGAUCCAGCCUGUGCCAACACAGAACUACCUACUAAGGAGAGAAAUGCCCCUUAAAGUCAGUACUUGUCUGAGUGAACUUGGCUGUUUUGGAGCUUAUGUCAGGCAGGGUAAAGACAUGGUGAUGAAUGAUUGUGUGGGCCAUCUUCUGAGGACCAAGAAUUCGGAGCACUUGGAUGGUGGCGUAGCUGCUGGAGUGGCGGUGUUGGACAGCCCACUUCUUUUCUGA
Molecule: messenger RNA, 1431 nt
Organism: Nerophis lumbriciformis (worm pipefish)
Lineage: Eukaryota; Metazoa; Chordata; Actinopteri; Syngnathiformes; Syngnathidae
Source: RefSeq, a predicted model, not a curated record